CUGGCUCCGGUGCAGUCGUGUUUUCGAAUCUCUCCGAUUUUCGCGUACAUAGGGUUUGUGUGAAAAAUCGAGUGGCUCUCACAGCCCGUAUAAGCCACUGACAGCAGUGGGAAAAUUGGCUAUUGCUGCUGAUGAUGAUGCUGCUGCUGCUGUGAAUAUAAAAAAACCGAGUUCGAUCCCACCGUCUGCGGCACGACGAGUGAGAUUGUGUGCAUUUUGCUGUUUGUAGUGUCAGCUCGAAAUGUGGUCUUGUUUUGAUUGACCCAAUAUUGCCGUAAACAGAAAUCAAUCAUCACUUCCGGUGUGAAAAUUCGCCCAGCAUCCAAUCAUACUCGUGGAAAUAGGAUUUCACGGAGAAGCAGAUUAAUACGAAAAGAACUGAUUGUGCUGUGAGACUUCUGCGAGAUAUCAGAAUUGUGACGAUGCUGUAUUCACACUAAGCCCAGCGUGACUUCCCGCGUCGUGAGCAGCGAUUGACUGAUUGACUAACUGCAUCAAACCCGGCAAGUGCAACACUUCCUCGCGGCUGGCCCCUGUCUCUGUUCGAGACGGUGGCCUGCAGUGGAGGUCACAGCAAUCAUUACCGACAACGACGGGGACGACGACGACGACGCCACCAUCACUGACCACGCGUCUGCUGUUACCACUUUCACAGCCCUCUUCGUUACCGUGCUGGAACGAGGGCAGCUAUGUACGGACUGCUGUUGGAAAAUCUGUCCGAGUAUGUGAAAAGCGUUUACGGUGAGGACAAGUGGGAAGACAUCCGUCGACAGACCGGAAUCGCGUCGCCUUCGUUUAGUGUGCAUGAUGACUACGAUGAGGAUCUGCUCAAUCAGCUGGCAUCGAAGGCACAGGAGAUACUGGGGGUGUCCGAACGUGACUUCAUGGAUCAGAUGGGAGUGUAUUUCGUGAAUUUCGUCAGCCAGUACGGUUAUGACCGGGUCCUGUCGGUGCUGGGCCGUCACAUGCGUGACUUCCUGAAUGGGUUGGAUAAUUUGCACGAGUAUCUCAAGUUUUCCUACCCGCUGAUGCGUGCGCCCAGUUUCAUCUGCGAGAACGAAACGCGUCACGGGCUAACGCUUCACUAUCGUACCAGGCGCAAAGGAUUCGUCUACUACACAAUGGGCCAAAUUAGAGAGGUGGCACGGCAUUUCUACCACAAGGAAAUGACAAUUUCUUUGAUCAAGUCGGAUUUACUAGGGGAAACCAACCACUACACCUUUCAGCUCACGUUCGACAACCGAGCCUUCUCGCUGGCAACACUGGCAAUGACGCGGGAGGAAAAACAUCUGCCCAUCAGUGCUUCGGUGCUGUUCGAGAUUUUUCCGUUUUGCAUUGUUUUCGGGGCCGAUAUGGUCGUUCGCAGUAUUGGAAAUUCCUUGAUGGUGAUUCUUCCCGAUCUGCUGUCGAAAAAAAUUACUGAUUGGUUCGAACUAAGGCGACCGUUGAUUGCAUUUAAGUUCCAAACCAUUCUCAACCGCACAAACAAUAUUUUCGAGCUAGUCACGAUGGAUGCGGUCAAGAAACGACCGGAAAAUCAACGAAAGACUGAAAUGUUUCUCAGUGAGCAGGAACAUGAAGAGGAAGCCGUAAAGCAUCUACGGUUAAAAGGUCAGAUGAUCUACAUGGAAAACUGGCGCAUGAUCAUGUUUCUCGGAACGCCCGUCAUGCCGAAGCUGUCCUCAUUGAUCAUGACCGGUUUGUACAUAAACGAUCUAUCGAUGCAUGACUUUAGCAGAGAUCUCAUGCUGGCCGGUACCCAGCAAUCAGUAGAACUUAAACUCGCCCUGGAUCAGGAGCAACAAAAAUCCAAAAAGUUGGAAGAAUCGAUGCGCAAACUGGACGAGGAGAUGCGCCGCACGGACGAACUGCUGUACCAGAUGAUACCGAAACAGGUGGCCGAUCGGUUACGGCGUGGCGAGAACCCAAUCGACACUUGUGAGAUGUUCAACAGUGUGUCGAUACUGUUUUCGGAUGUGGUAACGUUUACGGAGAUUUGCAGCCGCAUUACACCGAUGGAGGUGGUCUCGAUGCUGAAUGCUAUGUAUUCGAUAUUCGAUACACUGACGGAGAGAAAUAAUGUAUAUAAGGUGGAAACGAUAGGCGAUGCUUAUAUGGUGGUCUCAGGAGCCCCUGAGAAGGAACAGAAUCACGCGGAGAAGGUGUGUGAUAUGGCCUUAGACAUGAUCGAGGCAAUUACGGAUCUAAAAGAUCCCUCAACUGGAUCUCACUUGCGAAUUCGAGUGGGAGUCCACUCUGGUGCUGUGGUAGCGGGAAUCGUUGGCCUCAAGAUGCCCCGUUACUGUUUGUUCGGUGAUUCUGUGAAUACAGCUUCUCGAAUGGAGUCUACUAGUCAAGCAAUGAAAAUUCACAUAUCACAAUCAACCAAAAAUUCUCUACCGGUCAACUACCGUGUAUCGGAAAGGGGUGAAAUCGAUGUGAAGGGCAAGGGAACAAUGAAAACCUACUGGUUGGACUACAAGGAGAAUCGACCUCCGCUGCAGAUGUUGGCCGAGGAAGUGAAAAGGCCCUCGAUCGAAUACAUUGAAUCCAAGGAUCGACGAGUCAGCAUAUCCGGGUACAACAUGCAACACAAACAAUCCAACAGUGGUCUCAGCUCAGCUGGGACGGAUGAUCGCCGGGUCUAUUCACCGGUCACGUUCGAAGAUGUCGCACGACGGAGUACCGCAAACUCACCGGUUAAGCUUCACAGUUUCGGUCCCCGUCGGGAAAGCCGCCCAAACUCCACCGGUCAUGCAUUUCUCAGCAACGUUUCCGAUGUGUUUGGGUCGUUAAUAAACGAUACGGAAGAUUUUCUAGAAGAUCUGCAUCAUCGCAACUCCCUCUGCAACACCCAAUACACGUCGUCCACUCCGUCCUCCUGUGCGUUCAGUCCACCUCCGGCGUUCAGAGCGAAAACGAAGGCAUACGUACCCAGUCAUUUUAAUAAAGAGGAGCUGGAUCUCCUAUCGAAUACUACAACGUCAGCCCACAGUUCAUUCGAGCAGCAUUACCAACCGGAAACAACCAAGAAACCGGCUCUGGUCAGCAGUAAAUCUCAAGCUCCGGCAAGCAACACCUAUGAACAGCAGAAGGCAAUAAGCAGGAAGGCGAAGCUGGACAGCGUACAACAGAAACAAAACGAGGCACUGCAGAAGCUCGACAAAAUGGUCGAAGAAAUCUACAAAACGGAUCUGCCAGCAAUGUGCUUCAUGAGUCCUCCGGCUUCCCGAUCGGAUGGCAAUAUUUGCAAAUCCACCUGUAGUAGGUCGGUAAUGACACGAAGCAAAGAACAUAAUUAUCAAAAUGAAACUAACAAUAAGAUUUCCGAACCCUGCCUAGCACUGUAUAGCUUAAACGUUUAUUUUCCUAUUACAUGUUCGUCGUCUGCGACGAUUGCCGCUCCGGCGACAUGCUGCAACCACUCCGGCCAUAACAAUCCAUCAACCUACGGCACCGUCUGCUCCUGUAGAUCCCAAGCACCAGCACCGACACCGCCGGAUCCACCGCCCCCCUGCGAGCACACGCGAGUUCAGCCGCAGCAGCACUGUCACGGCUGUGGCGGCUCAUCUCCGACGGGUGGUUCCAGUGGCGGUAAAGUUCCGCAGAGCUUUAGUUUCACCCACGCAAAAGAGCACAAGUGCUGUUCCGGGUAUGCUGCGACCAUGGCGGCUCACCAUCAAAACGGACGCCACCACAAAGUGCACUCGAACGCUUGUCAGAUUCUGUAGAGCCGUAGGAUACGCAUUCGAAGUUUUAGGUUCCCGGUCUUAGUGGGGCUUCUAGUCAGUCGGGCGCAACACCUCCCCCCAAAGGUGAUUCAGGGAGAGGUUCCCUUGAGAACACCUUGUGCGCCGCAACGUUCUUGUACGUUAGGACGUAAUUUGUGUAUAGUAGGUUUUAAUUUAUUCAGUUCGUCAUGUAGUGCAUAGUAUUAGAAAGUGGUGGAUAAAACAAAUUCGUUCAGAGAUUGGAUUCCGGGACGUCAACGUUGAACGGGUACUGGGAAAUGAAAUAAGUAUGAAGACGCUCGAGUAUUCGCGACAAAAGUUAUCCAAAUUGUUUAAUGGAAACUUUUCUUUUGCACAAUAUCCAGCUAGUGCGACAUCUACCCAACUGACGAAUCGUGAUUGUACAUUGAACAACUCGUAGACAAACCAGUAUUCCGAAAUUCUCUCUACAUGUUCAGCACGCAGUAAUCGUCCUAAAUUUCAGCUCGUUAUGCAGCUGAAUCAUGUCUUUUUCUCUAUGAACCUGUGAACCUGUCGACAAUCAUCGCACCUCGUCUUCUAUGCUCUAACGUCCCUCCUUAAACUCUCAAUGUUAUAAAAACACCUUCUGACGACCAAGAGCACUAUCAUCAUGAACUAUUACAAUGUUUGGUGUACGUUUCCGAAGUUAUUUCGCCCAAUCUGGCAGAAAAACUUAUUGCGACGCGUUGCUCUCUACGGGAUGGUCGUGGGAUCGAAUGAACGGCAAAAUUCGUUUUUGGAGACAUCCUUUCGGGUAUAGUUCCGAUGUCAUUGUCUUAUUUGUAACGAAAACUUUCGUUUUUUUUGCCACAGCUGCAAAUGCCCUGCCAAAUCAUAAAUUUUCUUGAAAAUUUGUCGGCAAAACAAAUUUAAAUUUGGCUGGAACGUCCCCCCGAGCCGUUGUGAAAUAAAUUUUUUUACCUGGGAUUUGCCCGAAGUCAGCCUUGACAUAGGUUUCAUCGUCCAUCAGAAGACACCCGUUCGACUUGGUCAGCACCUGGUCAUAUAGUUUCCUAGCAAGAAUUUUGACCAUACUAUUCUGUUUUAUGGUCCGAUUUGGCUGUUUGCUAGCUCGAUACGACUUGAUUCCUUCCCGGAGUCGAGUUCUCCUCACGGUACUAUGGGCAGCACCGAAUUUUCUGGCCCAAUCAUGGUUCGACAGAUUGGAAUUCCUCUUAAUCGUCUUCAAAAUCUUACCACUCAGUUUUCGGUCGACAGUUCCACUCCGACGAUUGGCUGGAGGCUUCCGAAUCGUCGUCAAUGUUUCCUUAUACCGUUUGAUAACGCACCAUACGGUAUUUCUGGGAAAUUUCAGCUGUUUAGCUAGCCUAGAUGCAGACCACAAUGGAUUUUCCAAAUAACUGUGCACAUUUUUUUCCCUUCUUUCGGCUUCCAUGUUGAUUGUUUACAAAGUACAGUCGAUUUGCGGAAUGUCAAAAAUCAUACUUGACAAAAUUCCCGACACGUGGGCGCCAAGAACUUCCAAAUCCGUCCACCAGGAGCGCCACAAUAUGAGCAAAAGUUUGUUCCAAUUCUAAAUGAAGCAAGCUUUACCACCAAAACACGUCUACUCAACACGACACAGCAGGAGAACUACACAUCGUAUACCAAAAUCAGAAAGAGGAUGAGUCAGCUCAUGAAUAGCUUACUACGAUUAAACAAUAACCGUGGGUACAACCAUGACAUUACCAUGGAUACAACCUCGUAUUAUUUACAGGAUUCUAUCGUUCUCACAUGUUCGUUUCUAAUGAACGUACACUAAGGUUUCUUUUCACACGAUUUUUUAACACUCGGGUUUUUUUUACUCGGAUUUCGAAAUUAACGCGGCCUAGGUUUGGAUGGUUUUUUCAAUUAGCACAGUUUUUAAAAUGAACUAUUAAAAAAAGUAAAAACUCAAAAAACAACAGGGUUGUAUUCCAAAAAAAAAGUAAGAGAGUUAAUUUAUUAAAAAGUUUGAUUUUUCAUUUAACAAUUCACGGGAGUAUUGAUUAUGGUUCAAAAAAAAUUUACUCAGUUGUGCCCUCCCAUUGGUUGGUGGGCUUGACGGUAUUGCAAACAUCAUCACAUACAAUCAAAUAGCGUUACAAUUUGUUAAAGAUAUGCGUUAGAGCUUUUACCUUCAUAAUUGAAUUAAAUAAAUAAGAUAUGGAACGACUUGAAUAAGAUGUUGAUUGCUUUACGCUACAACAUCCGGGGUUGGAGAGGCCGGUAGGGCUUAACUGAGAUCUUUUUUAUGUUUUAUUUUCAUACUACCGGCCCUUAUUACCAGUGUGAAGUGAAAAUUAAGUGGAGUGAGCGUAACCCAUUAGGGUUUCACACGAUGACAACAAAUGAACGGUAAAUCGAGUCCAUAUUUGACGUUUAUUGGUGGUUUGUGUACAAUCGAUUACUUUGGAAUAAGAUAGAAUGUUGUAGAAUAGAACGAAAUAAUUAUGACUUAACCAAUGAGCAAACCACUGAUAGCUGUCAAACGAUGUUCAUCCAGUUUGUAUUGUGAGGAUGUAUCGUUUGAGACCUGAUGGAUGAGAUGAUGUGUGAGUGAAAUGUAAGAGUAAGUGCAUGCAAGAAUGUAAUAAAGGCCACCGUUGCAGCUCAGGACUAACGAUCGACCAUUAGAAGAGAUAGAAAUUGGGUAACGGUACCCCCAUUCAUCUCAAAUCCAUUAGUCAUUUCAUAUACGAGAACCAUUAGGUAUAGUGAGAUCAGUUAUCUCUUCAGAAGUAACAUGAAAUUUGGAGCAUUUUGUUUCGCUAAAACAGUUGUAUUGAACCACUUCCGAACUACUGCUAUGCGUUAUUGCUUCUUAGAGAUGAGGCAAAGACUUUGUAUUCGAUUUUAUCACAAUUCAUUUAUUGAAAGUCGAGUGAUCACAUAAAAUAACAUGGUGACUCUACUAAUGAGAUGACUAUUGGCAAACUAGUUUUAGUUAGGAUCUAUAAGAGUAGAAAUAGUAACUCAAUGUGCUGUAGUAAUACUUAUGGGACCCAAGUGUCAAUAUAAUUUAAAUAAAAACGCAUGUCCUCAGUUCUUUUCCGUCAAACCAUCAUGACCGGCCUUACAAAGAUGUCAUUAAAAAACACUAAUCCUUUUUUUUGUUUUUUUUUCGGAAAUGGAUGAAUAAGAAAGCUGAAAAAUUGGAAAAUAAUUUAAUUUAGGUACAAAAUGGAACAUGGGUAAGAAUUAAAACACCACUGCAUACAACUAACUUUUACAUUUAAGGAAAUAAAAUAACAUAUCAGCAAAAGUGCGGAAUGGAAAUAAAAUAGAAUGACAACAGAAGACACUUACGAAACACAAUUGAAUAGAACCACUGGAAUUUUGGUGAAACAGAAUAUAAACUAUGAUCAAAGGUAAGAAAACCAACAUAAAUUAAUAAUAAAAACUGUUGGGUAAUAAUAUAAUUUCCUCAUAUUGAAAGAGGCGUUUAUAUGACGCGCAUGCGCUAAUUCGGCCUGAUAAAAACUAACGAGGAGGGAAACACAUUUUGGACAGGGCUGUAAAGCUGAUUGGAACCCUUUCCCCACCAAAAUGUGAUAUAAGGAAACUAUAAGGAAAAAAAUUUUACUCAGUUGUGAUCUUCAAUUCCUGUCGUAAAAAAACACGAAAACAUCAUCUUCGCUCGUGGCGUAUGACAUAUUGUCUGUAUCGUCAUUGUCACCACCGAGAAUUUCGUAGAGUAGAAGAACUACUUCCUAGAGCCGUCGGAUUUCCUAAUGUUUUCAACUCUUCCUCAUAUCAAACAAUUCAGUAUUUCAUAUCACUUUGAAGGACAUAGCUCUAACAGUAUUAGGAUCAACGGCGAUGAUAUGAGUGACGUCAUCAAAUACUAACUUUUGCUACUGAGUGUUCUAAUUUUAAAUUGGCGUCCAAUGUUUUUUUUAUCGAAGUUGACUACACCCUUCUCGCGACAGGUUAACAGCUCUAUAAUCGAAACAAACAAAAUAUAGUCCUACCGAAUUUGAUCCGGAUACGGCUUCCGGUUCCGGAGUUACAGUCUGAUUAGCACAAAAAUUUUAUUUUCAAGAACGUGUUUUUAUUUAUAACACUAAAAAAUCUAGCAGAAUACUUUCAACUAGUUGGAUGAUUCUUAAAAUGAACAGGUUUGGUCAGUUAUGUCGUUUUCGCUUGAGAAAAUUGAAACUGACCCAGGGUAGCUUCAUCAAACAAACACUUUUCACGAAACUGUGUUGACUUCGCACUUAGCAACGGGGGUUUGAGAAAACCUGAUAUAACAACCAGGUUCGAAACUGACUCGAUUUACAGUUCAACAACGUUGAACCUAGGCUCAAAACUGGCUUCAAACAAACGGUUUGAUAGCAGUUAGGGUGGAAACUGGGUUAGGUUUGGCAUCAAGCGAAAACGACAAUAAUGACCAAAUACAUUGACUUGAGUUAUACCGGAUCUUCGUUCCCGGUUCUAAAAGUACCGAAAAAAGUGAUCGUGUACUCCAACCCGGAAAUCACUCCAAUUUCACAGAAUCGGUCAGACCGAUUUUCACAAACCCAGAUUCCAAUGGAAGGUAUUAUGUUCCCAUAGGUAAGUGUGUAUAAUUUUGUCCGGAUCCGACUUUCGGUUCCUGAAUCAUACGGUUGAGUGUGUAUGAAUUUGCAAUUCGUUAUUUUGUGAUCGCUCCAAAAGCGUGAAAAUUCUAAAAUUUGGUUCAAAACUGUUUCAAUUUAUAGACUAUACCAGUUGCUGACCAAACGAACCGAGUCGAUUUUCACAAUCUUAGACAUAAAUAAAAGAGUCAACGUCUAUAAAAAUAAACUGCUUUUGACUUUUUUUUCGGAUCUCAGUUCCGGUUCCGGAGCAAUAGGGUGAGAUGUGUUUUAAAUUUUAAACCGUCAUUGAGAGUGAAAAUGCAAAAAAAAAAGAAUUCUUAUUAACUUGGGUCAAAACAGUUAAAAAUUGAAACGAUCAUGCUAGUGUAUGCAAAAACAAACUUUUUUGUUUUAUUUUUUCAUUAUUGAAAAAAUGUUUUUUGAAGAAUCUCUUAGGAAUAUUUAUGAAAACCCAAGUUAUAUGAAAAAAGCAGGUGGAUUAAAACAAAUUUUUCAUUUUGCCAUAAAGCGAAUGAGAAAACAGGCUUUUACAAAAAAAAAAUCAUAACUAACUUAACUAAUUUCUUCAACUUUUGAGAAUGCUGUAUAGCAAUGUAAAUAGUUUAUAGGAAAAAUGCAUAGAGCUGAACUGAGAGCUGCGUUGAAGUAGAUCGCCCGUAGUUGCACUUCGUGAUUGACCGAAUGAGUGGAAAUGUACAAUGAACCAAGAAAAUGAAGCUUGGGAGAAGCAAAUCAUUUUCACUGUACAUACCCAUACUCACUCCUAACUUUUUAUUUAAUGAUCAAUAAUGACGCUGGCUACGACCAAAUGCUGUGCUACUGAGGGAAAGGAAGGAAUGUUAGUCCGAUACUCGUUGUUUCUAGAGACCUCUAUUACGAAAAAUUUAGAUCAAUAUCUUGUGAGUUUUCGCAAAUCGCUAUUGGAAUAGUGAAUAUGCUCCACCGAUAAAAUAGAUUCCAUGAAUGUUGUGGUUUGCAUUUCAACUGGACGUUGCGUUUAAGAAAUGUAUCAGUCUCAAUAGCAAUAUGAAUUUUGUGAACUUUGAGAAAAUUCUAAAAUUUAUAUUCACUCAAUUUAAAAAAAUCGAGCAUUCCAGUUUAAAACAUUCAAAUAAUUGUUUAACAUCAUUGCUGAAUUUUAAAUUCAUUACAAUACAAUUAUUGGCAAAUUUACGCCCAACUUAAAAUGCUUCGAAAAGUCUAAUUCAUUCGGAUGAUUAUUUGAAAAAGCUGAUCUUGUAGGUAGAUCAUUUUAUUUUAUGUUAUUUUGCCUAAAUCAACUUCGUUAAAAAAAGCGUAUGGCAUUGAAGGAUUACUUAUAGAUGAAGAAGAUGACUGGACAGGAACAUUCUUUACAUCAUGAUUCACAAUCCGGCUUAUCAUUUUUCAACCUUUUUGAUAAGUUGCACAUUGUUAUUCUUACUUCCUUUUUACAUGACGAUGGGAAAUUUUUUGCAAAACUACUAUAACUGCUAGUGCAACGUGGACGAGUUGGUGAUUUGCUGCACAAUAGUUUUAGAUGUAUUGUACUCAAAUUUGUUCUACAAUGAUUUAUUCGGUAGCAUUGAGAAACUCUACAUUGAUAAAUUGCACAAACGAUUUUAUUAUGUUUAAAAAUCUUUCUGAGCGUAUCUAACAUGAAUAACAAUUCCAACAUCUUGAAAUUUUAAUAAGCUACAUUUUCUACUUGGGCGAUGGCAUUAACAUCCAUUCAAGGGUGGCUUUUAUCGUAUCAAAGAAUUCUCUCUAGCAACUCUUCACACAAUUCGAUCAGUGCCAUCAAAGAGAUGUAAAACCGUCACGGUUUAUUCAACAUAGAAUGGACACCAGUGCGAGAGCGAAUUUCUCUCGAUGACUCGUCUGAGCAUCAUGAGUUAGAACGCUCGUUAGAAUGCUCGUUUUGCGAUUCUAUACGGCCAGAUGAUAACUGCAAUAGAAUUAUUUUUCUAAUGCCACUUAUUCUAACUAUGUGUAUAUAACCUUUGUAUAAGUUGUGUCUAUGAAAAUGUCUAAGAAUGUUCCACACAAGAGUUUUGAAUUUUUUUAACCUAGUAUGAGAAUAAUCAAGUCGAAUCAUCGACUCGAUUUUCUGCGAUAAUUGUGAACUUGCGAUUCUCUCUUGGUAAAUUCCACACAGCACCGAUCAUUGUAAAAUUGUAUCUAUUUUGGCAAGGGCCGUGAAAUACUCAGAGUAUUAAGUGGUGCGAAGAAAUGUAGAAAAAUUCUCUCAUGGUUCAUGCAGGCAUCGAGCUCUUGUAGCAUCAUCUACCGGAUUGACGAUGUUGUAUACAAUGUAGAUAAAUAUUAAGCCAAUGUAGAUAAAUCUCAGCCAAAGUAUUGGCAAUCACAAACACUGCCUCAAUUACUAAAAGAGUAAAACUUGGAAUAGCUUUUUGCGGCGAUCCAAAGACUAUCCAUUUACAUUUUGCACGGUAAUUUUUCGAUAAAUGGUCUAGUAAUAGUAAAGUAAAGUCUUGGCAUUACAUUCCUUUUGUGGAAUUUGGUUUUUCUGUUUCAACAGAUUUCGCAGUCGAUUCUCAGCGUACAGAAUCAUUGCAUGGAUAGUACUACGAUCCUACUGACACUGUGAAUCCUUCCAGGUCGGAGUUCGAACAGUAGUAGUACAGUCUAGUAAUAGAUAUCUUUAAUUUAUUUGGCAGAUUUAGUGUUCGUGUUAUGAUAAGACAGUACCGUAUCCUACGGAAAUAUGCUUGACAUUUUAGAAAAGAAAAAUCCAAUAGCAAAGGCUCAAUUUUACUUCGUGCUGAUUUUGCAGAAUUUGCUGCAUCCACAGAUGGCCUGCCUCACCAAAAAUUUUUUGGCAAACUUGUCGAUUUUCUUCUUCCGGAGCAUCCAAGCGCGAUUUGUCGAGAAAAAGCUCUUCUCACUGGAGGUCUUCUGGGCGUUUUGAUUUACGUCAAGUCAUCCAUUAGGUACGAUUCAUUUCGAUUGCACGCAACAACUUGCGAUAAAACUUCCUAGCGCGGGAUUUGGUCACCGUAUUCUGUUUAUCGGUUCGACUAGGCACCUUCCUUACUUUCAAAACACGAAGUCUAGUGCGCUUAAUUGCCUGUUUGGAAAACCAGACCGUCGCACAGUGGUCCAAAACUGAAAAAAACGGUCAAAAGUCUGUACUGACUUUCUCUGAUUUUUAAAAGCUAACGUGUCUUCGAAGAAGUUUUACAAGAUUGAAUUACGCUUCUUUUGAAAGUAGAACCCUAAUUUUUGUUAAGGGGGUAGUACCAAUUUCUAAUAAAAAUAAUUUUUUUUCUCAAAAAAUUUUUGUUUUCUAUCUCAUUUUGAAGAAAAAAACAUUUGAAGUAUUUUUGCUGAAGAUAUAAAUAAUGUAAAAAAAAUAUUUUUUAUAUUCACUUUAUUUUUAAAACAGUUUUUUUUAUUUAUCUACAUAGAAACUAUCUCUAUUACCUAAGUAUCUACUACAAAGUGCGAGUAAACACGCAUAAACAAGCUCAUGUUUGCACGCGCAACUUAAGCAAAUUGUUGUGAUUUUUGUUUUGUUUACUUUUUGACAAUUAACAAUAUUAGAAAAAAUCUAAGUGAAACUCGAUGCAAUUUUUAGGCCUUUUCAAAGUUAGUUUUAAAAAUAGAUAAGUCCGAAAAAUUAUCAAAAGUUCAACCAAUAUUAAAAAAAUAGAAAAAUGUUUUGCAAACAAAAUAUGAAAAAGUAUUGUGAAAGUACAAACCUUUACGAAGAGAAUUCAUUUUUAAAUGUGUAAAUAAAUUGAGUUAUCGCAAAGCAACACGUUUUUUAAGACGAUAUGCUGAUCGUGCGACGCUCACUUAGAGAUGUGCGAAGCUCAUACUCAUACCGGUGAGCAGCUCCGAACCGAUCAAAAAAAUCUGUGCACGUUUCCCCGUUUCCAUAAUAGCUGAUCGGAAUCAUUUUGGUAAGCAAAAAAAAAGGUCUCAUUAUUUCCUACCGCUCUGUAAUUUUUUGUGCUAAACUGUGAUCAAUUUUAAAAAUCUGUGAUCGAUUUCAGAAUCUGUUUACUGUAGAAUUUACUGUGACCAUUUUCAGAAAUCUGUGAAAAUCUGUGCCAUUUUUUAAAUCCGUGCAAAAGGUUGACAAUCUGUGAAACACAAAUAAUCUGUAAAUCUGGCAUCCCUGCUUACCAGCUGUGAGCUAUCAGCUCACUUUAAAGAUUCGAUUCACUGGAAUAGCUCAGGAGCGAAUUGCACAUCUCUACGCUCACUGCAAAUGUGAGUUACAGAAAUAGCAGACGCGUGACGCGUUCCGUUUAUUAACCAUUCAGCAUGGCCUUAGUGAAAAUGAGUCACACGAAUAGUACUAAGGAUAUUAUCAUUGGAAAAUAAAUUGGAUUAGGAAUAUAUUUUCCUGUAGUAUUGUAAAAAUUUGUUGCAUUAAGUUGCAUAUUUCGCUUCGGUACAAGGUUUCCUAUGUAAAAAUUGGUAAAAUGAUGUAUAACCUAUGCAUUAGCUUUUACAAAAUUAUGGGAUUUUAUAUUUUCUACAAUUAUUCCAAACAAAAUAUGUAUAAAAAAAAUAACUUGAAACAAGUUAUGAUUAGAAAACUAGUUUUAAGGGGGUUGUCACAAUUCAAUAACUAAAACUAACUUUGAAAAGCCUUAAAAAAAGUUCCAUCGAGUUCCACUCACAAUUUUUUUUAUAUCUUUUCCUAUAAAUUUGGUAAAAAUCAGCUGCAUAAAGUUGCACAUUUCGCUUCGAUGUAAGGUUUUAUCAUAGGUAAAAAAAGAUAAGAUGUUGUAUAACUUCGCCAGGAAAGAACAAACCUAUGCACUACCUUCAACAAAUAUAUGAGAUUUUUUAUUUUCUUCAAUUAUUUCAAAGAAAGUAUGCAUAAAAAAAUAACUCUAAACAAGUUAUGAAUAAAAAACUGAUUUUAAGGGGGUUGCCAUAAAAACGCUUUGUAUAUCCAAAAUGGUGCGACCUACACUUUUGGUAUAUUUGACAAAGUAAAUUAUUUUUAAUAGUUCUAAAAGUUUGUUGAAGAAAAAAUUUUUCUAUCUCUUCAAAAGAAAAAGUUAUGGUUGUAUUUUUUGUCAAAGUAGGCCUUCAUGGGGAUAGAAUAAAAUUACGCGGUAUAUAUUUGUAAAUAAUUUCUUAAAACAACUAUAUGCAUUAAAAGAAUGGUUUGGCAGCUACUGAUUUAUGUCCACGUUUAUAUUGAUUCGAACCACUGUGCACCGGCUCGAAGACGCUCAAUACAGCUGUUCAGUACCAUAAGUUAUUCAAUCUUUAUCGUACAAUGUUGCUAGUUGAUUGUGACCGAUAUCAGCUCUAAAUCGAAAUCUGUAACUUGUUUGGCAGAUUUGGUGUCGGUGUUACGAUAUAACAAUACCGUUACCUACGGAAAUAUGCUUGACAUUUUAGAAAAAGAAAUCCAACACUGGCAAUGAACAGCAACAAUAACAAUGGCCCGAUUUUAUUCCGUGCUGACUUUCCGAACUUGUCGCACCCACAGCCUUCCACACCAAAUACUUCUUGGCAAACUUGUCGAAUUUCUUCUUUCUAGCCUCCCUAUGGCCUGACGUCUUCUGGGAGUCCGCUUUAACUUUAGUCUCGCUUCCUCUAAGUACGAUGCAUUUGGAUUGCAUCCAACUACACGCGAUAAAACUUCCUGGUGUGGGAUUUGGUCACCGUAUUCUGUUUAUCGGUUCGAUGGGAUGCCUUUCGUACCUCGAAGACAUGAAUCAUGGCUUACUACGUUGUCUUCUGGAAGAAUUGACAUUUUUGGCCAGGUCACGAAUCGAAAGGUUCGAACUGCGUUCGAAAUAAUCCAUCAACUUCUCUGCGUUCAUGAGGGCAUGCAUUUUUUUUCGAUUUUGUUCCGCUACCAGCUCACCGCUAGGACGUCUUGAUCUCCUUGAACGAUUUGAACACUCCGAGUACGGAGUUCUAACUGUUUCACCAUCAACCUAUGGUAUUAGUCCGUAUUUUCCACGACCACAUUCAUAAUUUUUUGACGAAGGACUUUUUGCUUGGAAGCCACCUCGAAAACCAUUUGACAAAUUGUGUAGAAAUUUUUCACAUGUAAACAUUACACUAUUGACUAGUUUUAUUCAAUAUUUCUUAGUUUGCAAUUAAAAGACAUGUAAAAAACAAGGGGUUGCAAUUUAUGCGAGUACGGUCGUUAAUAUCUAUUUUUCAAAGGGCUCAUGUUCUUUUGACAUCAACUUUUAGGGAUAGUCUAAAAAUAUAAUUAUACUCAUAAUUAUAUUUUUGGACUAUCCUUUAAAGUCUCACCAGCUGAACUUUCGUAGGGGAGAACAUGCUCUUUCGAAUAUCUGUUUUAUCCACCACUUCACUUUGAAGCACAAUUGUAGGCAACAAAAAAAAACUCACACAUGAAGGAAAUAAUCAAAUGAAAUCGGCAUGAAAACAGCGCGAUACACCCCAUUUUUUUCGUGUACAAAAUAUUUAAUGUUGGAUUAUUUUUCUUGCGUAGAUCGAGUAGCUAAAUCAAUUUCCAAUUUCGUUUCAUAUCUUAGCGCAGAACGAGAAAUUCCGUUGUUAGAAGUUUCGAGUUCGAUUAUCUUGAGACACUUUUAGAACCGAUGUAUGUGUGUUUGUAUGUAUGUAUGUUAUUGGUGUGCAAAACAAAAUAUGUAUCCGACGAUACGAAACACUUUUGACCAAAGAAAACUCGCUAGUAGUCAUUCCGGGUAAAGCGGAUGAUAAGUUGUUGGAACGGAGACAGAGUAUUAAAAUAUGUCCAUGACUGUGCACUCAACAGGUAUUAGAUCGAAAAAUUCAUAUUCACCCUAAUGGUAACUGUAAGAAUGCAUUUGACCCUAAGCCACAGAACUAAUCAAAUACGAUAGAACCAAACCCCUGACGGGGUGCACUGUUUGUUCAAAAUAGAAUAGUUUAUUUUUGUGAAUGUUAUCCAACGUUGAAGAAAGUUUUAUCCCAAAGCAGAUUUACACAAAUGAUAUAGACACGCUUUAGUGAACCUCAGAUCAACAAUCAAAUUAUCCCAAACAAACCGGAGUCAGGAUUGCAAUGGACAAUAAAUUAGCAAACCAUCAGUAGCAAACCACAGUUCAAGUUACCACCAGAAUAUCAUUUCGUUCGACUGUACAACCUCGGACCGACAAUAAAAAUAAAAGCAUUUACCGACAAAUGAAAGAGUUCUAAAA
This is a messenger RNA of Malaya genurostris, 15456 nucleotides long. It is a transcript of the gene Gyc88E, whose product is annotated as soluble guanylate cyclase 88E. Gene Ontology annotation, cellular component: guanylate cyclase complex, soluble. The transcript has 13 exons. Gene Ontology annotation, biological process: cGMP biosynthetic process; response to oxygen levels; nitric oxide-cGMP-mediated signaling. The coding region runs from base 690 to 3731 and encodes 1013 amino acids. NCBI's taxonomy places the organism in Eukaryota, Metazoa, Arthropoda, Insecta, Diptera, Culicidae. Gene Ontology annotation, molecular function: heme binding; guanylate cyclase activity; oxygen sensor activity. The record is from RefSeq and is a predicted model, not a curated record.